AUGUCCGCCUUCCGCCCCUCAGCCCACGCCCUCAUAACCGGCGGCGCCUCGGGCAUCGGCCACGCCAUCGCGCGCCUCUGCCUCUCACACUCAAUGCGCGUCACGAUAACCGACACCAAUGAAACCCUCCUCUCCCAAGCCUCGACCUCGCUCUCCGGAAAUCUAACCUGCAUAGCCGCAGACGUAACAUCGCGCUCCGACUGGGCCUCCCUCAAACAGCGCAUCGGAUCCGACAUCGACCUCCUCGUGCUAAACGCCGGUAUUUCGGGAAAAGGCACAUGGGGCGAUGCCGAGUAUUUCGAUAGUAUCCUCAGUACGAAUCUGGGGGGCGUGGUGAAUGGGCUGAAUGCGUUUGUGCCGGUGAUGCGGGAGAAGGAGGGGGCCGAGAAGGCGAUUGUGAUUACUGGGAGUAAACAGGGGAUUACGAAUCCGCCGGGUAACGCGGCGUAUAAUGCUAGUAAAGCAGCGGUUAAGACGCUCGCCGAGCAUUUGAGUUUUGAUCUCAAGGAUACGGGUGUUGGUGUGCAUUUGUUGGUUCCGGGGUGGACGUUUACACCGUUGGCUGGAAAGGUGCCGGGUAGUGAUGCACCGGUGCCAGAGGGGGCGUGGUCUUCGGAUCAAGUGGCGGAGUACAUGUAUGAGAAGAUGAAGGAUGGCAAGUUUUAUAUCGUUUGUCCAGAUGGUCAGGUAUCUGAAGAGACGGAUAAGAAGCGUAUGCUGUGGAGUGUGGGUGAUAUCAUCAAUGGACGACCGCCGUUGACAAGAUGGCGUCCAGAGUACAAGGAAGAAGCGGAAAAGUGGAUGGCGGAGCAGAAAGUCUAA
This is a messenger RNA of Bipolaris victoriae FI3, 822 nucleotides long. RefSeq lists its product as hypothetical. Lineage: Eukaryota; Fungi; Ascomycota; Dothideomycetes; Pleosporales; Pleosporaceae. The coding region runs from base 1 to 822 and encodes 273 amino acids. Gene Ontology annotation, molecular function: oxidoreductase activity, acting on NAD(P)H, oxygen as acceptor. The record is from RefSeq and is a predicted model, not a curated record. Gene Ontology annotation, cellular component: intracellular anatomical structure. The transcript has 2 exons.